This is a messenger RNA of Acanthamoeba castellanii str. Neff, 651 nucleotides long. RefSeq lists its product as uncharacterized. The record is from RefSeq and is a predicted model, not a curated record. Bases 1 to 651 code for a protein of 216 amino acids. NCBI's taxonomy places the organism in Eukaryota, Discosea, Longamoebia, Acanthamoebidae. The transcript has 3 exons.
AUGGAAAAGGCGAGGAGUCUGGAUAGGCCCUCGAAGGCUACAGGGGGUGUAAGAACCUUCCCGCGCGAAACGAUACUCUCCAAGAUUAACGAUGCAUCGCAGUACCUCUCGGAGGCCUCAAAUCCCACUUCGGGUCCCUCCUCUUCAACUACAACUUCGACGGCCGUGACCGGUCACAAGGGACGCACCGUGAGCAAGGCCCAGCGGCGGAGCUAUGUUCCCGCGUCCGGCUACACGGUGAGCAACGACGGCCGGCUCGUUUUUCUGCGACUCAAGGACGAGGUCAGGUUCGCCACUGCCACGGCAGCGGUGCGUAGCGUCCUCGAGCACCACAAGGGGCUGCUACGGUCGUUGGGCAUCAGGAAAGGCGGUGAAGGCAGCGGCAGCGGCAGCGGCGGAGUGCGAAGCUUUGUGGCCCUCGUGUGCAAGGACGCGGCCAAAGCCGGCGGCUACCGGCUGUGCAUGCGGUACUUCGGGUCGCGCCUGCCGGCGGCAGUGCCGUGGGCCAUCGAUGCGCUAUGUGAGAGACGAACAACACAACUGGGGGCCGCGACGCUCACCUGGAUCCCAUAUGGACGUGCGGCCGAAGAGCUGUCCUCGGUGUGGUUAGCUCGGCGCUCCCGAUCGGCGGACUUCCUUCGUUUCUGUUGA